This is a messenger RNA of Didymodactylos carnosus, 714 nucleotides long. The record is from the annotation of a GenBank genome assembly. Lineage: Eukaryota; Metazoa; Rotifera; Eurotatoria; Philodinida; Philodinidae.
AUGCAAUCUCCGGAAUCUAUGGCAAUUAGUGCAAAGUUUGAAGAAAGUGAAAAGGAUGAAGAGGAUGAGAAUGACGUUGAUGCAGUGGUUGAAGAAUUUCAAAGAAAGUCGUCGAAAGAUCUCUUAAACAAUAUGUUGUCUAUGUUUCAUAUUACACCUGUGAAAGAUGAGCGGAAUAUUGAGAUAAUUGCCAGUAAAGUAAGUUCAUUAAUGAUAAAAACCAAGCGUUUCUCCGAAGAAUUGUCGAACAAACGUUCUACAAGCACAGAGGAGUUAUAUAAGAAAUUUUGCGAUUUAACAUUGGAUGAUCAGUACACCCUGCUGAGUGGCUUACUACAGUUCUUCGCACAGAGUGCUUAUGUUGAUCAAAUUCAAAUUUUACCACUAUGUCCAGAAAGUUGGGGUCGUUUGAAAGUUGCAAAAUUUUUGGAUGCCAUUGAUACACAAGCACGAAAUGCAAUUGAGUUACGUGUGACUAAAGGAAUCUUGGCACAUCCAGAGUAUUGUCGCGGAAACCAACCUAUUAAAGGAUGGUCACGUGCCAGCAAUGAAAAAAUGUCUUACACCAAUCUGCUUGCACUUGUUCUAUGUAAUGCAAAUGAUUUAGCUUGUGUGAGUUGUAGUUGUAAAAAGUGUGUUGAUAUAUUGGCAAGUGAAAAACUACUGUCAGAGUUUAAUGGAACCGUUGAUGAUCCCUGUGACUAUAUAAUAUAG